Messenger RNA from Trichomonas vaginalis G3, 483 nucleotides. RefSeq names its product Ankyrin repeat family. The record is from RefSeq and is a predicted model, not a curated record. The transcript has a single exon. Bases 1 to 483 code for a protein of 160 amino acids. Gene Ontology annotation, molecular function: protein binding. Lineage: Eukaryota; Parabasalia; Trichomonadida; Trichomonadidae.
AUGAAGAAAGAAAGAAGAGCAAGUGCAGAAGAUAUUGAUAGCAUUAUGUCAGGUCAGAAUCCAACUGAGCUACACAAAGCAAUUUUAACUCAUGACCAACAAAAACUCAAACAUUUAUUAUAUAAUGGAGAGAAUGUUAACGAAAAGAUGGAGAACGGAGUAAGUUUAUUGCAUCUUGCAAUCUUACUUAGUGACCUUUCAUUGAUAAAAAUCCUUAUUUCCUUUGGGGUUGAUCUCAAUACUUCUGAUUCUCUUGGAAUGAAUGCAUUUCAUUACGCUUGCAGGUUCUCAUCAAUCGAAAUUAUUCAGUUCCUUAUAUCUCAAGGUGUAAAUGUUAGUUCUAUUUCUAAAGAAGGGCGAAAUGCUCUUCAUUAUUGCGCUUUAAGUUCCUCCCUCAGCAACCUUCGCUAUGUAGCUAAUUUAGGUAUUGAUAUCAAUUUGCGCGAUACAUGCGGCUUUACACCUUUACAGCUUCUGAAGUAA